GAUUGUCGUCGAAACGUUUUCGGAAGAAUUAAAGGAAGGUUGUGUAACGAAGAAUACUUUGUUCAAUUGAUCUACCGACUUGAUGAAACUAUUUACGAACAUUACCCGUAGAGUUUGACAACAAUGUACCACACUUGCGUGUUCGAUAUUACGAAAUUUCAAUCUUUUUUACAGGUGUCAAAUUCUACAUUGCCAUCAUAUUCGACAUGACAUCAAGAAAGUUCUCCCGCCGUAGUCUGAAGAGGAGGGGCACAACCGCCACAUGGAUCGUGUUGAAGGAAGCGGAAAAAUGUUACGUUGCCAAAAUGGUGUUCAUGGCGGUAUUGUUUUUCAGCAUCGUGACGUCACUCACAGCUGUUCUAGCGACAGGAACAUUAAAAUCCUUAGUUGUUAUUAGGGCAAAGAAGGCAUUUGUGAUCCCAGACGACAGGUAUAUCCAGGUUUUCACGCCCAGGACACCAGUACUUGAAGAUAAAUUACACGCAAAUACACACGGACAAGUCGCCGUGAAUAUAGAAGAAGAGGAACAAUGUGCCAAUCAUACCACAGGCGGAAAUACCACCACACUUCGCCAGGGGGAGCCAUGGAAUGCCUGGAAGGUCAACCUGAAAUCUUUUAAUUAUCUACGACUAAGGUGUGCGCCAGCAAACCCCUCCAGAAUGCAGAGCCUUGAAAUGCGCGGAAACACCAACACCAUGGCAGAAUGCGGCCAUGACUACAGGGGAGAAUGUGUCCUAAAAGACUCAACCGACGUCCAAUACUCCAACAACUGUGCCAUUGUGGGUAACAGUGGUAUACUGACCGACAGCCUUUGCGGCAAAGAAAUCGACUUGAGUGAUUACGUCAUCAGGCUAAACCUAGCCCCUACUCAUGGCUACGAAAAGGAUGUUGGGUAUAAAACCAACCUGACUGUUCUGAACAAAAGUUUGAUGAAGAAAGUCAAGGCCAGCCUAGGCUUAGGUUUUGAAAAGGAUCUCUACUCCCAACGGCUAAGGCUAUUGAACGGCACAGCAUUCUGCUUUCCAAAGGAAGGAGAUAAAGUAGCAUUGUUUGGUGACUUCUUUUUGUCUGUUAUGGCGAACAAUCUUAUCGUAACGAUGAAACAUUACCCUUAUAACCUGGAGCACCUCACAACAAGCAUCAUGAGGAGAAUGUUACGUCAGGGACAGUUCGGACAACCGACGACUGGCAUGAUCGCCGUUGUCAUGGCAACCACGUUCUGCUCCAGAAUAAAUCUCUACGGCUACUACCCGUUUCCGAAGGACGAGGCAAACCGAACGAUACCGUACCACUAUUUCUAUGACGUCAAAAAGGCGAAACCGGACAAGAGACACAAUUUCCUCACUGAGUUUCGUUUCCACCAACUGCUGCACAAGGAUAGAGUUUUGAGGUUAGUUACAAGAAAAUGCUCGUAG
Molecule: messenger RNA, 1415 nt
Organism: Branchiostoma floridae (Florida lancelet)
Lineage: Eukaryota; Metazoa; Chordata; Leptocardii; Amphioxiformes; Branchiostomatidae
Product: CMP-N-acetylneuraminate-poly-alpha-2,8-sialyltransferase-like
Exons: 4
Coding region: 207-1415 (402 amino acids)
Biological process (GO): N-glycan processing; oligosaccharide metabolic process
Molecular function (GO): alpha-N-acetylneuraminate alpha-2,8-sialyltransferase activity
Source: RefSeq, a predicted model, not a curated record